AUGGGUCUUCCCCAACCGAGGCUUCCUCCACCAGCUCUGCCGGCUGGACCAGCAGCUGCGGGGUGCAGGCCGGCGCUGAGGGGCCAGAACUGGUCCUUACUCCCUGCCACAGGGCUCUGCCACUUUGCCACCCUGGCACUGGCCCUGCUGGUGCUGUUGGAGGCUCUGGCCCAGGUGGGUACCCAGAACAUGGUAAGAGACCAGUGUGGGGUCCGCCCUAGAGCCUGCAACUCCAUGUGCUUCCUCCUGCUGCCUGCACCCCCUCUCAGCCACUGUCUCCAGUUCUCACAGAAACAGCAUCAAGCGUGCAGAGACAGGCGGCUGGAAGCCGGGAGCAAAAAGUGCCCGUCAGAGAAGACCUCAGCCUGGGCCAGAUACCCCCACAGGAUGGACUCACUGCAGAAACAAGACCUCCGGAGGCCCAAGAUCCACGGGGCAGUCCAGGUGCCCCCCUACCAGCCACCCACGCUGGCCUCGCUGCAGCGCUUGCUGUGGGUCCGUCGGGCUGCCGUGCUGAGCCACAUCAACGAAGUCUGGCCCAACCUCUUCCUGGGAGAUGCGUACGCAGCCCGGGACAAGAACAAGCUGACCCAGCUGGGCAUCACCCACAUCGUGAAUGUCGCUGCAGGCAAGUUUCAGGUGGACACAGGUGCCAAGUUCUACCAUGGCAUGCCCUUGGAGUACUAUGGCAUCGAGGCUGAUGACAACCCCUUCUUCGACCUCAGUGUCUACUUUCUGCCCGUUGCUCGAUACAUCCGAAGUGCCCUCAGCAUUCCCCAAGGCCGCGUGCUAGUACACUGUGCCAUGGGGGUGAGCCGCUCUGCCACGGUUGUCCUGGCCUUCCUCAUGAUCUGCGAGAACAUGACGCUGGUGGAGGCCAUCCAGACGGUGCAGGCGCACCGGGAUAUCUGCCCCAACUCAGGCUUCCUCCGGCAGCUCCAGGUUCUGGACAACCGACUGGGGCGGGAGACGGGGCGGCUGUGA
This is a messenger RNA of Eubalaena glacialis (North Atlantic right whale), 984 nucleotides long. RefSeq names its product dual specificity phosphatase 13B (gene DUSP13B). The record is from RefSeq and is a predicted model, not a curated record. Gene Ontology annotation, biological process: protein dephosphorylation; negative regulation of MAPK cascade. Gene Ontology annotation, cellular component: cytoplasm. Gene Ontology annotation, molecular function: MAP kinase phosphatase activity; protein tyrosine/serine/threonine phosphatase activity. The transcript is spliced from 6 exons. NCBI's taxonomy places the organism in Eukaryota, Metazoa, Chordata, Mammalia, Artiodactyla, Balaenidae. The coding region runs from base 1 to 984 and encodes 327 amino acids.